Molecule: messenger RNA, 2673 nt
Organism: Geodia barretti
Lineage: Eukaryota; Metazoa; Porifera; Demospongiae; Tetractinellida; Geodiidae
Source: the annotation of a GenBank genome assembly
UGCCCGAAGGUCUUCGCUGGAGAGGAGCGGGAGAACAUGGCGGUGGUGAGAAUGAGAGUAGAGACAGUAGCGGCAAUCUGCGCUCUUGUCGGAUCGCUCGUCUUCCUCAACUCCCUGGGUCUUCAGCUUUGUUUUGACGAUACCGCCGCCGUCAAGGACAAUGCGGACCUGAGACCAAACGUAUCGUGGUUCAACUUGCUCCGUAACGACUUCUGGGGCACAGAAAUAUCGCACAGAGAUAGUCACAAGUCGUAUCGGCCUCUGACGGUGGCCACUUUUCGGCUGAACUACAUGCUGCACGAGUUGGAGCCGCUGGGCUACCACUUGGUGAACGUGCUCCUGCACAGUGCAGUGGUCUACCUGUACGUACUGCUGUGUGGUGUGGUCUUCAGUGAAGUGUGGCCGGCACUGAUAGCUGGACUACUGUUUGCAGUCCACCCCAUACACACUGAGGCGGUAUCAGGAGUGGUAGGACGAGCAGAUGUUUUGUCUUGCCUUUUCUUUAUCGGUUCCAUACUUACCUACAAAAAGAGCUUAUCAACUAAAAAUUCAGCUCUCUUCAUGAUGUGUACACUGUUGUUGGCAGUGUGUUCUGCUCUGAGUAAAGAGAUAGGAAUCACCGUGGUUGCAAUGUGCCCCAUCUAUGAGGUUCUGAUUCACAGAAAGAUGAAUUUGAGAAAUAUCUUGAGGAUUAUUUUAGGCAUGCGAAGGAGAAAUAAACCGUCAAUUGAAGCUGAAAAUCGUUGGUUAAAGAGUCUUUUAUUUCGUACAGCAGUUAUUGGUAGUUUCGCUCUCACAUUUCUGUACUUGCGAUUAAAGCUCAACAAAACUCCGCCAAUUUUCUCAGGUAAGCUGAACAGAGUUUUUAAAGUGAAAAUUGUUUACCUGCUGUAGUUAGUAACAAUCCGGCGAUGAAAUUCCCGACUCCGUUUCGUCAGCUCCACUGGAGCUACUUGUGUGUGUACAAUGUGUGGCUGCUACUGAGUCCCUCCCAGUUGUGUGCCGAGUAUGCCAUGGGCACCAUCCCCCCCGUUGCCUCCCUCUCUGACCCCCGCAACCUCCUGACUCUGGCCACCUUUGCCGGCCUCCUCUCCCUCUCCUGCUACUCUGCCAGCUACAGCCACAGCCACCACAGGAAGAUCAUGUUUGGACUCUGUCUCACUGUCCUCCCCUUCCUCCCAGCCUCCAACCUCUUCUUCCCCGUCGGCUUUGUCAUAGCUGAGAGAGUCCUCUACAUCCCUAGUAUGGGCUUCUGUCUCCUGGUCUCUUACGGCUUCCACCUACUUGUAUCCAACUCGAAACGAUUUUCGCCGUUUUUCAAAUCCGUGAUCGUUUUUCUUCUCCUUGUCCAUGGAAUAAAGACGGUAGUACGAACAAGAGACUGGCAGGAUAACUUUAGCCUCUACAGCUCAGCGUCAGGACGUACUCUGGAAAUGCUAAGAUGUGGAGUAACCUCGCCGUAGAGGCGAAUGAGAGGGAAGACAGCGACAGUUCUGAGGUGUUUUUCAAGAGAGCUAUCGCCACCGAGCCAAACUUUACCACUGGCUACAUGAACCUGGGAUACUUUUACAAGGAAGAGAAUAGGACUCAAGAUGCUAUAGAGAUCUACAGAAUGGCUGCGGAUCUAAUCACGGUCGGCCUUGCAGACGAAAACUCUGCCAUAAACGUCUCCCCAAAAGACGUCAAGGUGUACACAGCUCUAGCCAACAUGCUGAGGGAGUAUCCGGAGAGCUACGAAGAGGCUUACGAACUGACAAAGAAAGCAGUGAAGCAGGAGCCAAAUUGGGAAGAGUCCCACAAUAUGAUGGGAAAUUGUCUUGUGAAGCUGGGGAGAUUUAGUGAGGCCAGGGACGCCUUCAAGAAAUCGGUGAAACUGAAUCCAGACUUUGCCAUAGGCCACUCUAAUCUAGGCCACGCCCACCAGGAGCUGAGCGAGACAGCUGAGGCAGAGAGUCACUACAGACAGGCCCUGAGGCUAGACGGAAACCACACCCUCACCAAAUUCAGACUCGCCAAACUCAUCAGCGACACACCUCCAAAGAGUAUGCAUAGACUUGAGGAGGCCGAUGUUCUACUGUCUGAGGUACUGGAGACGGAUCCGGAGAAUGGGAAUGCGACAUUCUGCCGCGGCCUGGUUCAGUACGACCUCCACAACUACACCAUGACCGAGGAGCUGUUUCUUCUCACUCUCAAUUUCACUACCAAUCACUCAGGGGCUCUCUAUAAUCUCGGGGUCCUCUACACAGAGUUGAACCGUCUGUCGGAGUGUGUGAAGAUUCUGGAGCAGCUCCGAGAGAGUGACCACGCCCACCUGCUAGGCCACACCCAGCUGGGGACGUGUCUAAUGAAGAUGAAAGACUACGCCAGAGCGAGAGAGGUCUUCACCAGUGUUCUGGAGGUUGACCCCGACCAUCUCAUGGCCCUACAGAACUAUGGUAUAAUGCUGAUUGAACUGCGAGAGAAUCGCGAAGCUCUGGAGAUAUUCACGCAACUUUCUCGCCUCGAUCCAAGCGACGUGGCGUUCGUGCGACAGGCAGAACUGCUGCAUCAGCACAUCCAGAAACGGUCACAACGGAAGUUUUACACUGAUGGAUCAACACAGGAUUGAUAUAUACAACAAAGUUUUUUAGAUUUCACAAAAAUUUGUGAAAAUGACACAAACAAUGGUAAGGA